This is a messenger RNA of Chinchilla lanigera (long-tailed chinchilla), 2843 nucleotides long. It is a transcript of the gene Cfap96, whose product is annotated as chromosome unknown open reading frame, human C4orf47. The transcript is spliced from 8 exons. The record is from RefSeq and is a predicted model, not a curated record. Bases 276 to 1208 code for a protein of 310 amino acids. Gene Ontology annotation, cellular component: centrosome. NCBI's taxonomy places the organism in Eukaryota, Metazoa, Chordata, Mammalia, Rodentia, Chinchillidae.
AAAGCCAGCGGUGCGUGGAACUAGCAGCUGCAGUUCGCCCGCAGUUUUGUCCCCAGGAGGUCGGGGCUCGCGCGAUAAGACAACUCCGAGCUGCGGUUGCCCCUUGCCGCAGAGAUAACCUGGACUGGCGCUGUGACGUUCUUAUCUCGAUUGUAGGACCAGGUACCCUGCGGAGAGGUGACUUGGUCCUCACGGACACCGGGUUACAGUAGGAUUUUGGUAUAAGAAAAACACCCCUAAGGAACCUUUUGAAGUUAUCACUACAAGAAGCAACCAUGCCUGCAGAAGUAGGGAAGACAGAUAUGGAGAGGAUUGGCCUCUUCAGUGAGAUGGGAUAUACUACUAUUGGUGAUAAAUAUAUAUCAACAUUUAAUCGACCUUUUAAUGAGGCUGCAAGCAAAAAGAGACAGAUGCUACCUGGGGGAUCCAAAGAAAUGUCACAUCUCCAGGCAGGUUAUUUUGAUCCCCAGUUUGCAAGGAUUUUUGAAGGUGAAGGCUAUGUAAAUAUGAAUCAAGUAAGGAGACGGUAUAUGAUGGAAGAAGCCAAAAAAAAUUUAAGCAAAGCCUUCCUCCCUAGUAGUGGAGAGAAAAAACUAUGUGGAUUAGGAAGCUACUAUGGAACGAUAGGUGGUCCAGUGCCCUUCUUCAGUGCAGAUGUAAAGCCCAGGGACAAAUACCAGGCACCUGGAAAGAAUUUAUACACAAACCCGGGAAAGAAAGGAACAGGAUAUGGCUAUGCAAAUGUGACCAUAGGCAAACAGUUGUCACACUCGGCUGAUUUCUACGAUGCAGCAAAGCUAAAUUAUAAGAAAGAAAAUGAAGAACACCAUCGUUUACUGAAAGGGGCACCUUUCAAGUUAAACCUUUACCCAAGGGAAUAUUUUGACAGUAAUCCUUAUUUUUCUGAUAAACCUUUACCUCCAAUUAAAAGUGAAGAGAAGAAACAGUUGUCUCCAAAAUCUUUUAAACCCUCUUCUCCUGGUAAAAAGGCUGGUGGAAUGAAGGCAGGAACUUUUGAUCCUUACCCAUCACAUUCUGCUGACCCUUACAUGGUUAAAUUGGAAAAGGAUAUUUCCAAGAAAGAUGCUAAGAUUUUCCAUCCAACAGGUGGACUAAAAAGCCGACCAGUUGAAAGUAUAAUGGCUCUGAAUGUCAGAAGGGCACUGAAUAUGAAGAAUUACAAGACUGCUUCGGUCCAGUCGUAUUAACAGCUGAAAGACAAGUAUCUUCCUGGAUCCUAACUACCAGCAACUCAUAUCAGGAGAUGAUUAUUUGAAAAAGAUUGAAAAGUUUGUAUAACAGCUGGCCCAAGAAUUUAAAAGAAAUUUAAAACUGCAACUGUGCCUUUUCUUUCUGACUUUAGUACUGCUACUUAAUAUUGUUUGCUAAUAAUAUGUGAUUGCUGACCUAUGGUUUUAGAUCUAUGUUUCUAAGCACAAUAUAAUGUUUUGAAAUUUUAUAAAAUCUUCAAACAUGUUCUGUUUGAAGAUUAUCUGCAUAAAUUUCUCUUUUCUCUGCAUAAUUUUCUCUACCCAGCAAGACCCUGUCUCAGAAAAAGCUUUUAUUUAAAGCUUUUAUUCCUAGUGUUACAAUAUUGCAGAUUUGGAAGCUAGGGGUAGAGGGUGGGGGCUGGAGCCAGGGUGGAAAUUACAUAGCAAAUUCUCGGUGAGUGUUCUUAGUGGUACAUAUUUGACAGUUGUACUGAUAGUUCCCUAAGUGUCAUAGCGUAUCACAACACUCCACAUCAGAGAUAAACAUUAAACCCAUUCAUAGUGCAUGAUUCAUGCACAUAUCCAUUACUGCACUGAGACAGCUGUUUAAAUAUAUGUGGUAUGAUGCCUUCUAUUUAUACUUUAUGCAGAUAAUCAGAUUAUUUACCCAGUGGCACUCUGAGAUGAGCAGAGGUGGUAGGAUGCAUUGUUGGCUCAGAUCUUAUGGCUAGCAAGAAGGAUGAGCUUUGCCUUCUGCGUCCUCUGCUGCUCUUCUCUAGCUGUCCAGAGCGGCCUCUCCUGGUGCGUCCUACCUCAGGCCUAUCCUCGAGUUCCCACAUGUCACUUCUCUUUCACCUGCCAGUACUCUUUUAAAAAUACCUGCUUUUAAAAUAUAUUAGUGUAAGUGAUAGUGCGGUCUAUACACACAGUCUUCAUCUACCAGGGGCUGGGGCAGGGGGCAUUUGUGUGAAAUACAUUUGUAUUAAAAAGAGAAAUUUAAGAUAUCUAAAAUAUGUUGGGGAAGUUAUUUUCUAUCAGUGGUGCUUGCUUAACGCUUAUCCCUCUGCCAGGUCAGGUUUCUCAGAGCUGGAAAUGAGACUGGAGAGAGGCUGUAAAGCUCUUCCUCUCUGGGGCUCAUUCUUACUCCUGCAGAGGGGAGCUGUAUAAAGCCAGAUUUAUUUUUCUGAGACAGGGUCUUGCUGGGUAGUUCAGGUUGGCCUUGAACUCACUAUGUACCCCAGGCUGGCCUCGAACUCACUGUGGUCUUCCUGCCUCAGCCUUCUGAGUGCGGGGAUUACAAGCAUGCCUUACUACAUUUGGAAAAUCAGAUAUAUUUCUGACUUUUGAAGAGGGGGAAGGUAGUACACAGAAUUUUUACUGUUAGUAAAUUUGUAAGUUUUCAUGCUUUAUAAUCCAUCAGUGGUCAGUGGACAUCAUGAAAACACUAUCACAAGUACAGUGUGCUUCAAAGGUGCCAUUUGUGUUCAGAAUAGGAAGAGCAUUACCAGGUGGACAUAACUGAAUCAUAUUUAUAGCUUUGUGUUAAUAUUACCAAGUAAACUUUAUAAAUAUAUGUAUUCUUCUGAGAUAAUGGAUUCAUAUUUAUAGAUAGUAUUAAAAACUGCACCACUA